AUUCAUGUCUUUAUGUCUCCUUUUUGUAAAUCAUUUUGGUAGAUUAAUUUUUAGCCAGUCUGAUUCGGAUCUGACCUUUAAUUUAGUGUACUUGAUGUUAGAGUCCUAAAAGGGGGGAGUUAAGGGAGUCAGGGGGUUACAGGGAGAGGAAAUGAAGUCUCCCUGGAUUUUGAGUCAGGUGCCUACCUAUUUAAAAGCAGAUACCUUCUUUUUGGCAUAUUCCAGAUGUUGAAGUUUAACACAAAACUUUCUGGCACGACUCUGUUUCUUUUUCUGAAUUUAGCCCUUUUAAUUUCUUCAUUAAUUUUUUUUCCCCUCAGAUUCUUUGGUUGGUUCUAAUGUUAUUUGCAAACCUCAUCUUUUGCUUGACUGUAUAUUUUGAUUGUACGUUAUUCUUCUCUAUGUUGUUCACUUUGGUUAUCGUGUUUACCUGAACAAAGGAAUGGGUUUGCUCUACUUUGGUUCUAUUUUAGUGCUAAAAGUUCAGUUUUCUCAAAAGUGAUUUUUAUUUCUUUAUUUUGUUUCUUUAUUUAUUUAUUUAUUUAAAUCUUGAUCAAGACUGAGCCUUUCGGGUUGAAAUGUCUCCUUAUGGAUCAAUUGAGGAUCUGAAAAGGGUUCUUUUCAUUGCUCUGUUGGGUGAGAUUAUAUUUCAAUUAUUUUUUCUCUGUCCUAGACAUCAUAUGGAUUGAUGCGACUGUCAUCCUAUAGUGACAGAAUUCCUUGAAGAGGAGUUUGAGGUGAAGAUUUCAUACUUUGAUGCUUCUAAAGCUAUGAUUUAAAGUUAAUAGUCUUGAGGUUGUGUCCUGAUGAUUAUUUAAAUUUAAUAACUUUGGUUGCUUAUAUUAUUGUGAAAUUUGUUCCUGAACCUGAAUUAAUAACAUGAAUGGUUUGUU
Messenger RNA from Rubroshorea leprosula, 893 nucleotides. The record is from the annotation of a GenBank genome assembly. Lineage: Eukaryota; Viridiplantae; Streptophyta; Magnoliopsida; Malvales; Dipterocarpaceae.